AUGUCGGACGGAGAAGAGCCCACGUCGCCUGUCGCUCCGGCGGACGAAGUCGAAGUCCCUGCGGAUGCCUCUGGAUCCUCUGGAAAUAUGUCUGUCCUUGACGCUUUGAAAGGCGUCCUCAAACUCGCGCUUAUCCACGAUGGUCUCGCUCGUGGCCUCCGCGAAGCUUCCAAAGCCCUUGAUCGUCGCCAAGCCCACAUGUGUGUCUUAAAUGAAGGUUGUGAAGAAGAAGCAUACAAGAAACUGGUUGUCGCACUUUGCUCUGAACACAAAAUUCCUCUGAUCAAAGUACCUGACGGAAAGCAACUGGGAGAGUGGGCUGGAUUGUGCGUGCUUGAUAGAGAGGGCAACGCGAGAAAAGUGGUCAACUGCAGCUGCGUGGUUGUAAGAGAUUGGGGUGAGGAGAGCCAAGAACGAAGCGUGCUGUUGAACUAUUUCCAGACCGAGCAAUAA
Messenger RNA from Endocarpon pusillum Z07020, 453 nucleotides. Its product is annotated as 40S ribosomal protein S12. Gene Ontology annotation, molecular function: structural constituent of ribosome. Bases 1 to 453 code for a protein of 150 amino acids. NCBI's taxonomy places the organism in Eukaryota, Fungi, Ascomycota, Eurotiomycetes, Verrucariales, Verrucariaceae. Gene Ontology annotation, biological process: translation. The record is from RefSeq and is a predicted model, not a curated record. Gene Ontology annotation, cellular component: ribosome; cytosolic small ribosomal subunit. The transcript is spliced from 3 exons.